AUGAAAAGAAGUGUUGUGAAAAAUGUGAAUUGGCAGAAAGAUGUGGAAAAUAUUCGAAAAAUGAGAAAUGAAGUUGUUGCACCUGUUGAUACAAUGGGAUGCCAUAAAUUGGCUGAUCCAUUGGCCAAACCUGAGGUAACUGGUUUUUUUAGCAGACAUUCCGAAAAAACUUACUAUAACUUAUUCAAUUUCGCACAGGUCCACAGAUUUCAAGUGUUAGUCGCAUUAAUGUUAUCAAGUCAAACAAAAGAUGAGGUAAAUGCAGCAGCUAUGAAAAGAUUGAAAGAUAAUGGAUUAUCGAUUGAAAAUAUUCUGGAAAUUGAAGACGAAAAAUUGAGGAAUUUAUUGAAUCCUGUCGGAUUUUAUAAGGUUGGUAGAAAAUUUCGGGAACUUUUGUGGUAAUCAAAACAUUGAAAGAAAAUAUUUAGCGCAAAACCAUCUACCUAAAACAAGCCUCUCAAAUCCUAAAAGACAAAUAUAAUGGUGAUAUUCCUGACACAUUUGAUGGACUUUGUUCGCUUCCAGGAGUUGGACCAAAAAUGGCAAAUUUAGUAAUGCAAAUUGCCUGGCAAAAAACGACUGGAAUUGCGGGUAAAUUAUUUUUUUUUUGGAUUUAUAGAUAGACUAAAAUGUUUAUUUUUUUAGUUGACACACAUGUUCAUCGAAUUUCCAAUCGACUUGGAUGGAUUGAAACAAAAACUCCCGAAAAAACUAUGGAAAAAUUGGAGAUUUUAUUACCAAAAGAAGAAUGGCAACCAAUCAAUCAUUUAUUGGUUGGAUUUGGACAAAUGAUUUGUAAACCUGUGAAUCCGAAAUGUGAAGAAUGUUUAUUGGAUGGAACAUGUCCCAAAAUUGGUGUGAAUUUGAAGAAGAAGAAAAAGGAAAAGCUGGAAAAUGUGAAAGAAAAACGGGAGAAAAUUGAGAUCAAGGAAGAAGAAGAAGAGAAUGAUUAA
Molecule: messenger RNA, 953 nt
Organism: Caenorhabditis angaria
Lineage: Eukaryota; Metazoa; Nematoda; Chromadorea; Rhabditida; Rhabditidae
Source: the annotation of a GenBank genome assembly